AUGACAUCAAUCACACCACCACCUCAAAUUCGUACCAAAGGGAAAUUACCCUCUUCAUCACCUUCCUCAGCAAGACUACGUAGAAUAGCACCUUCUCCUGUUAUGAUUCCAUCCACCAAAUGUAAUACCUCUCCGAGAAUGAUUAAAAGGGGUAACCAUGUGGCUUUGACUGCUUUAUCAAAUUCACCUUCUUCUUCUACCUCAUCAUCAUCAUCUUCAUCGUCUUCAUCAACGACGCAAAAGUUAACAACACGAGGAUCCACACAGAGAAAGAGGAGAGAAUCUGUAUCUGUAUCUGUAUCUGUCACAGAACACGAUGAGGAGUCUGAGAUUGAAUUCGAAUUUGAAUUCGUUCCUUUAGAAUUGGUCAUCCUAUCUUCACCUGACACUCAAAUCCGAACUUUAUUCCAAAUGUUAGAAUCUUCAAGAUCAGCCUCUUCGAACACGAUCAAUUCCACUAAUAACAAAUCAAACAUGAAGAGAAAGAAGAAGAAGGACACUUCGAAAGAGGAGUCCUGUGAAAUUGUUGAGAUACCAUUGAUAUUUGAUUCAAGAGGUGAAUUCGGUACAUUGGCUUAUGAGUCGAAUUUGAAACAGAUCGGAUUGAAUGUACCCCCAUGCGAGGAUUCAGAGGAUAAUGGUAUUGCAAGUCCAAUUUCAAGCCCAACUAAAAAGAGGAGAUUAGGUCCAAGUACUACCGUAUCAACCCCCCAUUCCACAAAUGGUUCGUCUGGGGAUCUUACGAUGAAAUCAAGAAGAAGAUCAGGAUUAUCAUUACUCACACCCAAGAGAUAUUUAGCGCAAUAUCAACCUUCACCUAUCCUGAUCCAAUUUAGAGAAGAUAUAUUUGAUUGUAAAGGUAGAGAAGCAAUAUGGGUAAAUUCCAAACCUGAUGAAUCGACUCCAAGACCCACCACAACUAAAUACACUACUACUAGUAUCAUCGGUGAUGAUUCAUAUAAAAAUCAAGCUGAAGAUAUUGGUAGAACACAAAGAGCAGAUAGUUCAAACUCAUUCGCUACAUUUGGUCAUGAUCCUGAAAAUCAACGAGAACAGAAUCUCUCAAUGAGACAGAACGAUCAGGAUCUGAACCUAGAUCAAGCCCAAGAUCAGUACCAAGAUGAUAAUUGGUCAUUCACAUUAUCAGCCUAUGAAGAUUCUGACGGUAAGAAAAUAAUCAGAAAAGAUAGUUUUUUCGCUUCUUCUUCUAUCAUCAGCAACAACAAAGAUGAUCAAUCGGACCUAUCACUAAACACUCUUAUACCUUCAACGAAACUUGAUAUCUCCUUUGAUCUACCUUCGAUCCCUAAUGACAGAUUGACGUUUGUUCCGCCACAUCUGGACUCGAGUUUAAUGACGAUUGACUUCGACUCUCCUUCAUCAGAAACGUUGAUCACUCCACAGCCGCCAAGUCACAGGACGUGGCCUCCGCGAUUGCUUGUAGUUGACCAUGAAAUGGAAGCUACUCCUACACCCAAGAAUCCUAGACCUGUUUCGAAAAUCCAACUGGCGCAAGAGAGUACACCGAAUAUGCUAAUGCCACGAGUAGCUCAACCACAGAAUGCGGAAACUGGAAGAAUAGAAGAAGGAGACGGAGUUGAACGAGCUCUGAAAAAUAUCGAUAAAGCAAUGACGAUUCAACUUUGGAUAGAUCAAGAAGGGACUAGGGAACAUAAAAGCUCACUCAAGUAUAUGAGAUCAAUCAAACCUUCAGUAUUUCGUGAAAGAGAAGAAAAGGCAUUACAGCAAGCUGCGAUAUGGUGUGAAAGUCCUACUCGACCUGAAAAUUUCCAACAAUCAGGCUGUUGGGAGUUUGGUAUGGAUCCUAAAGAAAGAGAUAAAUGGUAUUUCCAUCAUGCUGCACUGGAAGGCUUACCCGUUCUAAGAAGAUUGACUAUAAACGGAGAUGAUAAAUAUGAUUUCUUAUCUCGUGGCGCAACGUUACAAAUCAAAGAACCUGGAGUUUACAGUGUUUGUGGACAAGAAGAUCGAGGUAGAUCAGAAUGGAAAUUCGAAUAUUUAGUUCAACAUAAAAUCUCACUAAAUACAGGCGAGGUCGUACCUAAUGAGCGGAUCAUCGUCCCACUUGGUUUAUACGUCUCACCAAACUUUUUCAAUCAUGAUCGAGCAUUGAAGACAAGUUUACUGAACCUUUUCAAGAAGUCUCUAGCAUCAAAUAUCAUGAGCGAGAAAGUCAGACCACCACACAUUGGUAGACCGCCAUUGCCACUGCUGCCUUCCGUGCCUACUCCAACCGCCGUCGACGAUAUCGUACCAACACCGACUGCUGUUCCUGUGAUAUCAUCCGCAAUGAAGGAGGAGAACGUAAAUCAAGGCAGGAAGAGAGCUCAAACACAAUCUCAAACUCUCAGUCAUGGUCAAACGACUCAAGUCAUAUCGCACUCACACGCUAGAUCAGUCAGCAGAACUUUUGGUGCUAUUGCAAAAGCUGUAGUAGGAAUAACGUCAACCACACCUACACAAUCACAUCACAAUCAUGCUCAAAACGACUCGCAUACAAAUCAAUCUAGACCACCUACACCAGGCAACAACACUAGUAGCAAUAUUAACAGACCUUCUUCAGCAGGUAUUGGGAUUAGUAUUGGAGUACAUAAAUUCGGUACCAAACCAGCCACGUUUGGGAAAACUGGAUCAAGAGCCAGGACUCCUACCGGAACAAAUAUCACUGAUCCUGUCCUAGGGGGAAUCACACCAGGAGGAGAAUCGAAUGAUUAUGAUAAAAAAGAUGGUAAAAUAAAAGGUAGAAAAAGAGCUACUAGUCUAUUCUCGAAAUCGAGACCUUUCACCCCACCUGUGAAUAUAACGGAAUUACAUCCUAUACCUACUAUAGGUUUAAGAUCUACUCCUACAUCUACUCCCAAUCCGUCCUCAGCUUCUGUUUCGCUUCCUGCUUCUAUGCCCAUUGCCCUCAAUCCAAAUGGGACUGGAAACUUAUCAAUACCGUUGCAAAUGAAUAAUCACACUUCAAUCUCAUUACCACUUCAACAGUCAGGGACAGCUUCCAAACAACAGAAUACCAGUCUCAAUCAACUUCAUAUUCAACGAAACCGUUUGUCUCAUCAAGGCCAUUACCAACAACCUCAUCAUCAACCUCAUCAUCAACCUCAUUAUCAACCUCAACAUCAACAACAUCAUCAACAACAUCCUUUCCUUCAUCCAAUGUACAAUUCACCAUCACCAGCACCCAGUUUCUCUUCUCUGGGUUUAGGUCAGGCUUCACCUACACCAAGCUCGAUGAUCAUCACUCCUGUAGCUACCCCUUUGUUAUCGAGAUCAUCAAGUAUAACAUCCCGUUCAAGACCAAUCAUCGCUUCCUCAGGGCAGAACCUAGAUUGCAGAGAGAUAGGCUUAGGGAAAAUGAACGGAUUGACACCGGCCCCGAGGAAUGGAACAAGAGGAAUCAGGAAAAGACCUUCUACAGCUGAACCUAGAUUAGGAAUGCGGUAG
Molecule: messenger RNA, 3468 nt
Organism: Kwoniella shivajii
Lineage: Eukaryota; Fungi; Basidiomycota; Tremellomycetes; Tremellales; Cryptococcaceae
Exons: 4
Coding region: 1-3468 (1155 amino acids)
Source: RefSeq, a predicted model, not a curated record